Cladophialophora psammophila CBS 110553 is the source of this 909-nucleotide messenger RNA. RefSeq lists its product as uncharacterized. The transcript has a single exon. The record is from RefSeq and is a predicted model, not a curated record. The coding region runs from base 1 to 909 and encodes 302 amino acids. NCBI's taxonomy places the organism in Eukaryota, Fungi, Ascomycota, Eurotiomycetes, Chaetothyriales, Herpotrichiellaceae.
AUGUCUGCAUCAACAACGGCCAGUGCCAAAGUCGUCGAGGUUAACGACACCUCGCUCUCCUAUCGUGAAUGCGGAAAAGGCGAACCCCUGAUCUUGGUCCACGGUCAUAUCUCUGAUCAACGAACCUGGAUUGAUCUCGAACACAAACUCGCCACCCGAUUUCAUGUCUUCAACUACAGUCGACGCUUUGCCUGGCCAAAUGAGCCCCUCCAGGACGGUCAAGGCACACCCUGGGAGCAAGACGCCCUCGAUUUGGCCGCCUUUAUCGAGACUCUGAACAUCGGCCCAGUACAUGUUCUGGCGAAUUCGUCUGGAGCGGUCAUUACUCUCUACCUGGCGCGCAGAAAACCUCACCUUUUUCGAAAUUUGAUGGUUGAAGAACCCCCUCUUGUUGGGCUCUUCCUCCCAACUCUCCCUCCAUCUUUGCCAUCGGUGCUCUCUUUCCUUCUUUGGCACCCAAUCACGUUUUGGCCUGUGAUGUAUCUCGGUGCCACAACGACAGCCACAACGAUCCAGCACUGCAAAAAGGGAGAGUAUGCUCAGGCCGUAUCUGUAUUUUGCAGCGGAGUCAUGGGUCCAAAGUUCUGGCCUCGCAUUCAAGCAAACGCGGACCGUCUGCGCCAAGUCGAAGAUAACGCCAAAUGGCUGUGCAAUUUCUUCCGAUACAACACCAUGCCGAAAUACUUGGCAGAAGACGCGCAGAAAACCAAAGUGCCGAUGCUAGUAAUGGCCGGGAAGGAAAGCGCCGCUCAUCAGAGAUAUACUGCCCAUGAAUUGUUCAGAGUUGGCGGCGCGGAAAAGAAGAGGAUCGCAUACAUUGAUGCGGCAGGACAUCUUAUGCAUGAGGAUAACCCCGAGGGAGUUUUCAACGAGGUUGUGAGAUUUGUAUUCGAGGACGCGGUUGCGUAA